GCAGGACGCUCGGCCUGCGCGGCCACUCGGGCGUGCGCGCGCGAAGCGCGCCCGCCUCCCUUCUGCCGGCGGCGCUCGGGCGCGCUGGCGCGCCGCCGCCGCACAACGCCGCUCACGUGGCGCCCGCGGCGGCAGAGUCGCACAAGCGCGCCCGGAAGGCAUGCCUCCCGACGUGCGCCACGCGCGCGCCCCUCUGGCUGUCCGCCCAUAUCGAACCACCGAUCGCCCGCCAGCGCUGGCAAAAGGCGAUGUCCUCGUCGACUGGCGAUGAGGGCAACGGGGGAGGAAACGGAGGAGGACGAAACGCAGGAGGAGGACGAGAAGGGGGGGGGGAGGAAGAGGGGAGGAGGGGGAUAUGGACGAGGAGUUGCGAGUCGCGAGCUAUCCCACGUGGUGGUCGACGAAGGAACUAGGAGCGGCGCUGCUGCUCAGCCUUGCUCAGAAGCUUGGGCCGCUCACCCUCGGGCAAAUCUGCAGUAAUGCUCCUCCCUGUGAGGAGCAAUAUUGUUCGCACGCGGCUUGGAUAACUCUCUCAUCGGAGAGUGAGCGAAGUAUGAUGGACGGCGCGUACUGUGGCAAUGUGAUAAUCGGUGCGUCAGUGUUCCAAACCCACGGCCGAUGGUCAGUAGGCGGUGCUGCCGCCUGCACGCUACAGUCAGACAAGUGAAACCCAGGUGCUGAAAGAUUCCACGUGAAAGCACUGACAGACUCCGACACCACCUGCAUCGAUGGGAGCUCCACCCUACUGGGUCCUACCUCGGGCCGCGUUCCCAUAUCCACGACGGCGUGGCCAUGGGAGGCCGAACCAUGAGCAGCUCCCAGGGACGAACUGAGGCCAGCUCCUGCAGGCAUACUCUCGGCCACGACGGCGUGACUGGGAGUCUGCACUACAUCGGCGGCUCACAGAUGAGGGGCGCGAGCAACACUGGGGCCACUGGCAUGCUCCAGCUCGGGAUGAGCACAAAAUUGGGCACGCAGGCCCAUGGAUCUUCAAAUCAUCGAAUGAAUCCCGUGUAAACUUUGGCUCGGGCUCGCGGUCGGGCUUUGCCUCGACACCAGCACCGUGCAGCGACAUAACUAUAGGUAGAAAUAGGCCACAGGUUGCCAAAGAGCUCGAGGUAGGACUCCUGGCGAUUGGCAGCAGCUAAC
Messenger RNA from Prorocentrum cordatum, 1149 nucleotides. Lineage: Eukaryota; Dinophyceae; Prorocentrales; Prorocentraceae. The record is from the annotation of a GenBank genome assembly.